GCGGUGGCCAGACGGCCACAAGGAUUCCAUUCGCCUGACCCGGCCCGGCUUGACCCUGCCCGGGCGCGCCAUGUUCGCGCGUGGGUCCCGGAGGCGCCGCUCCGGGCGCGCGCCUCAAGAGGCAGAGGACCCAGACCGCGGCCAGCCCUGCAACUCCUGCAGGGAGCAGUGCCCCGGCUUCCUGCUGCAUGGCUGGAGAAAGAUCUGCCAGCACUGCAAAUGCCCACGGGAGGAGCACGCCGUGCACGCAGUGCCUGUGGACCUGGAACGCAUCAUGUGUCGGCUAAUCUCAGACUUCCAGCGCCACUCCAUCUCUGACGACGACUCUGGCUGUGCCUCGGAGGAGUAUGCCUGGGUGCCCCCUGGUCUCAAGCCCGAGCAGGUAUACCAAUUUUUCAGCUGCCUUCCAGAGGACAAGGUCCCCUACGUCAACAGUCCCGGGGAGAAGUACAGGAUCAAGCAGCUGCUGCACCAGCUGCCCCCACAUGACAGUGAGGCACAGUACUGCACAGCACUGGAAGAGGAAGAGAAGAAAGAGCUCAGAGCCUUCAGCCAGCAGCGGAAGCGGGAGAAUCUGGGGCGUGGCACCGUGCGCAUCUUCCCCGUGACCAUCACUGGGGCCAUCUGUGAGGAGUGCGGGAAGCAGAUUGGAGGUGGGGACAUCGCCGUGUUUGCCAGCCGUGCAGGCCUGGGUGCCUGCUGGCACCCACAGUGCUUUGUGUGCUCCACGUGCCGGGAGCUGCUGGUGGACCUCAUCUACUUCUACCAUGCUGGCAAGGUCUACUGUGGUCGCCACCAUGCUGAACGCCUGCGCCCGCGCUGCCAAGCCUGUGAUGAGAUCAUCUUCUCCCCUGAGUGCACAGAGGCCGAGGGCCGGCAUUGGCACAUGGGUCACUUCUGCUGCUUUGAGUGUGAAGCGUCACUGGGAGGGCAGCGCUAUGUCAUGCGUCAGAGCCGCCCCCACUGCUGCGCCUGCUACGAGGCCCGCCACGCGGAGUAUUGUGAUGGCUGUGGGGAGCACAUUGGCCUGGACCAGGGCCAGAUGGCUUAUGAGGGCCAGCACUGGCACGCCUCAGACCGCUGCUUCUGCUGCAGUCGCUGUGGGAGAGCCCUCCUGGGCCGCCCCUUCCUGCCACGCCGUGGCCUAAUCUUCUGCUCCCGAGCCUGCAGCCUGGGGUCCGAGCCCACGACUCCGGGGCCCGGCCGCCGCAGCUGGAGCGCAGGCACGGUCUCCACACCUCUCACAGCCUCUACAGCCUCUUUCUCUGCUGUGGAGGGGGCGUCUGAGACCUCCACCAAAGGCACCAGCACCGAGCCAGCGCCUGCUGCAGGCCCCGAGGAGCCUGCCCGCUUUCUGAGAGGGGCCCCUCACCGCCACUCCAUGCCUGAGCUGGGGCUCCGCAGUGUCCCUGAACCACCCUCAGGGCCUCCUGGCCAGCCGGACCCGCGCCCAGAAGAUGGUGCCUUUGGUCGCCAGAGCACCCCACGCGUCAGCUUCCGCGACCCUUUGGUGUCUGAGGGAGGCCCGCGGCGGUCCCUGAGUGUGCCCCCAGCCCAGCGCCGCAGGCCACGCAGCCCCCCGCCCAGGGGCCCCACACAUCGCCGCCACCACCACCACCACCACCACCAUCACCGCUGCCACUCCGGCAGACGUCGCCACCAUCAGUGUGACUUGGGAUCAGGGUCGGACUCGGGAUCUUGCUCCAGCUCGCCCUCCAGUCCCAGUUCCGAAUCCUCAGAGGACGACGGCUUCUUCCUAGGGGAACGCAUCCCACUGCCCCCGCACCUGUGCAGGCCAAUGCCUGCUCAGGACACUGCAACUGAGACCCCCAAUUCCCCAUCUCCACAGCUCCCCAGGAACUCUCGCCCAGGGAUGCCUCGCCAGGCCAGAGACAAGAACUGCAUCGUGGCUUGAAGGAGUGACAGUUCUGGAGGGCUGCAUUCUCAAGUCAGUGUAGAUGAUGACCCACCCCCCCCCAACUUAAGUCAUAAAUCCCCUGCCUUCCUCCCUCCUUUGUCUGUUUGUAUUACUGAAGUA
Balaenoptera musculus (blue whale) is the source of this 2038-nucleotide messenger RNA. RefSeq names its product prickle planar cell polarity protein 3 (gene PRICKLE3). Lineage: Eukaryota; Metazoa; Chordata; Mammalia; Artiodactyla; Balaenopteridae. Gene Ontology annotation, molecular function: zinc ion binding. The transcript is spliced from 9 exons. The coding region runs from base 71 to 1915 and encodes 614 amino acids. The record is from RefSeq and is a predicted model, not a curated record.